AUGCAAUUGUGCGCAACAAAACUGGCAUGCUUGGCUCUUCUCGUGGGCUACCUGGCAUUGGCUGCUGCAGGCCCUGGAUUUAAGAUCACCAGUUGCUGCACCAAGAGCACCUUGGGGCCUAUACGGGCUCCUAUCAUUGGCUACAGGAUUCAGAGGAAGAACCUUCCUUGUAUCCACGCAGUUGUAUUUGAGACCACUGAAGGCGAAGUGUGUAGCCACUGGAAACAGGACUGGAUCAUUCGAAAGAUCAAGGAGCUUGAGCGAGCGCGGACAGCCAGAGUGAACACCAACUCCUACCCUCAUGGAGAGACAAACACAACCGCUUUAUAUUAA
Nerophis lumbriciformis (worm pipefish) is the source of this 333-nucleotide messenger RNA. NCBI's taxonomy places the organism in Eukaryota, Metazoa, Chordata, Actinopteri, Syngnathiformes, Syngnathidae. The record is from RefSeq and is a predicted model, not a curated record.